UGUCGACGUACCACCUACGAUCCACUGGCACACUUGGGGCGCACGCCGAAAAUCGGUCGCGACGUUCCAACGCGUCCGCUCGUGGAAAGGGAAACUCGUCGCGCGAUCGAUGCCGUUGCCGAGUUUCCCGGGGCAACUGAACUAAUCGUUAGAUCGGUCAACGACGAUGCCUUUCACGACGGUCGACACAUCGUGAGUACCUCGCUUAAUCAAACCGUUCAACGCUCCAACCUUGUCUUCGUCAGGUGGGCGAUUUUCGGAAGGAGCGACUGUGCGCUCGUCGGAAAGCACACGCUCGCCACGGUGUCUGGCAUACACGGCCGCUUCCUCGACCUGCGGAGCGGACGAGUGCAGAUCGAGCGGUUCGAGGGUCCCGAACGAGGAGACGGUGCAUCCCGCGUCGCUGGACUCUCGGCGGUGUCGGUAUUCUCCCUGGUCGAGCGAAGAGCGAAUCCUAGAAUCACCGUGUUCUCGUACCCCGGAAUUAAAAGGAUCAGCCGGUGCGUCGACAGCGAGGAGGCGCACGGUUAUCUCUGCUGCGCUUUCGCCGGUACCGAGUACCUUCUCGGACAGACCACCUUCCCAGACUUCGAGCUGGUGCUAUGGCGCUGGAGAACCGGCGAACGAUUGACGUCGGUUCGCGCGGCGAACACCGUGGACGUCGAUCGCACGAUACUCGCAUGUUCCAUCGAUUCGGGACGAUUGGUAGCACGAUGCUGCACGAACGGCACUCUCUCUCUCUACCGCGUUCUAGCAUGUUCGGACCUGGUCCGACUAUUUCCCCUCGAGACUAUACCCCGCGAGACGAGCUCCGUUUCCUGGUCCCGCGACGGGACACUGCUGUGCUGCGACGAGGUCGGGAACCUCUGGUCCGUGGAGUUCGAGGAGGACGGGACGAGUCGAAUUCGUACGCUCGUUGAUAACCAAGUUGGUACGAGGAGGAAUUCCAUGGUGGUAGCUCACGGAGACGGAGCGCUGGUUUUCCAUCGAUCGAUCGAAGGAACUCACGCUCGAGCCACGUUUUAUAGGAAAUCGGGGGAUCGGACAUGGAGCGAGGUGUGCACGAGUUCCCUGCCUUGUUAUCCCAGUCACGCGGUGAGCGAUCCGCGUGAGGAGAAGAUCUUAAUUCUCGGGGAAAGGGAUCUCUACGAAAUUACCAACGCAUCGACCGAUCUUCGAAUCAAAUUACUGUCAGGCCACGCGGAUUACUCUACGAUCGCUCCGUUAUCGAACCACCGUUUCGUCGCUUUGGAUCGGUCCGAUCGAUUGCACGUGCUUGACGGAUCCACCGGAAGCGUCUCUUCGACAAAAUGUUUGACACACCAUGGCAAAGGUGGGUGUAGAAUAAAAAAGCUUGAGAACAAGGUUGAUCGUUUCGAUCGUUUCAGUGCUCGUUUAGCUCGUCACCCUUCGUUACCGAUCCUAGCGACUUGCAGCGUCACGGGAAAUUGCCUUCUCGUCGAAGGAACCUUGAAGAUCACGAGCUGCUUCCACCUUCAGAAGGAACCGUUGGAUCGCAUAGAGUUCUCCGAAACGGGUAGAGCACUUUGUGUCGGAAGUACUAAACUUGACCGACUGUUCAUCCUCUCCACGUUGAAUCCCGAGAGAAUUUCCUGGCUAAACAUCGGUCGGAAGGGGAAAUCGAAAGCGUUUGCGAUCCUCCUUCGUUUGCAGCCCGAUUUUACGGACGCCAGCCUGGAGGCUUUACCUUCAUUGCACCAAAUGCGAAAAGUCGACGUCCAUAAAUCUUCGAAUCACGCGAUAAUUACCUGUGGCUACGACGGUCUGGUGGUUUUGAGAGACUGCUCAGAACCGCGACGGGUGUUCGCUGUGUUCGCUGCACAUCACCGAGAACAGGGAGGUUGUCUACGCGCCAUCCUCGUCGGCAACACGAUCGUCUCGCUCGGCAGAAACGGAGAUCUGGUCGCUUGCAAGUUAUCUCACCGGAUCUUCGGUGGCAAAGGUGACAGUUCGAAACCUGACGUAACUGUCCGAUCGAAAACAACAGAUCGAGCGGAUACUCGAACGGCGGCGAAUAAUGAUCGAUCCGUAACAGAAGAGGAAUUGCAUUCUCCUCGCUCUGUUUUGGAUGACUGGCUAGAGUUGAAGCACAGAGUGAAAGAGCUGCUCGAUUCGAACGAGAAGCAGCCACCGCACGCUCGAUUACCGAUCGCGGAGUUCGAUCUCGAUCAAGAGGCUCGAGAACGCGAACUGCAAGCGGCUCGAUCGGAACACGAGUCGCUGUUGCGAAAGAUCGAGUACACGAUCGCGCUGCGAGAUCGAGCGAGCUCCUAUUUGCGCGAACAAUUCUUGGAACCUCUGAUCGUCCCGCGACGAAACGUCUUCUCCGUGUUCGGCCGGGCUAAGGUCGCCAACUAUCCGUUGCUCAAAACCGAUUCGCAAGCAGCGGAUCUCCGAGCUUGGAGUUGCUUCUCGGGGCAAAUGAGACAGCUCGUGAACAGGUUAGAGGAGGACAAUAAAGAAAAUCAAGAAAAGCUGUUUGAUGCGUCUCUCGAUCUGGGCUUUGUUGAAGUUCUCGAAGAGAAUAUUGAAGCGGAAGAGCGCGAACGUGAAUUACAGCUUUUUCAGGUUCGAUUCAACGAUCGCUUCGAGGAGUUACGAAGAGCGCGAAGAGAUCAGAAGAGGACGGCAAGGAAGCUUGCGGACGAUAUUCGCAGCUGUGUGGAUGAACUGAAGCGCGAAUUCGGCGCGGACGCAAAUACCGAAUCGAUCGAGAUUCCGCGUUGGGAUCGAAGUAGAUCGAACAGUAUCGAAGCGUCCGAUUCGAGCGACGAAUCUGUAAAUUCCCCAGAGAGCGAAGUCGGAGGAUCCUCGGCGGAAGAGGUCGAUUUCCGUCGAGAGGCGCUCGACCGAAUGAUGGACGGCCUCUUGGAGUUUAGAUUGAAAAGGAGAAGCGUUCAGAAGUCGUCCAACGCGGAACAAGAGUUUCCGACCGAAUCUUACGACCUCGCUAGUCAACGAGUCGAUCGAUCGAAGUACAAAACAUUGCUGGAAUCGGAGAUCGCUCGAGCUAAAGACGAAUUCCAAAGCGGCGCGGAGGCGUUCGACGAGCAACUGCGCGAGCUGAGCCUGGAGAAAAUACGAGUGGAGCGGUCGGUGCUCUCCGAGAGACUAUCCCGCGUUGGCACGAUUCUCGAUCAUCGAGGAAUCGUAAAACUGAGGCGGGAGAUUCGUCGCGCGAGCGAGGAUCUGUCCGCGGCGAGGACGAACGCGCGCAAGCUCGACGAGGAACGCGAACUGCUCGAAGCGGGCGUCGACCAGCUGAAGCAUCACUACGAAAGCGAACGCGAGCGGGACAAGUCUCUAGAACAGCUUCUGAUCGAUGCACGAUGCGAGCGAUCGAUCAGGCGUUAUCGCCCGAAGCCGAGGAUCGCGGAAGCGCGUUUCGCGUCCGUUACGCUUCUCGACGAGCUGGCUGCUUGCUUGACGAACGGACGGAGCUCCGAGAUUCUGCCGACGGAAUGGCUGGACUAUUUGCGAAGCGCGGACACUGUGCCAGAUGCGUUCCGUUCAGAGCCUGAACGUUGGCGCGCCGUUUGUCAACUCGGCAGACAGAAGCUGGAAGCGGAGACAAAGGUGAAAAGGAGCGCGAUCCAGUUGGCGGAAGCGGAAGACUCCGUGGCCUUUCUGCGAAACGCGUGCUGGAACGCUCGAGCCGCAAUUGAGAGACGAGAACGGGAAAUACGGGAUCUGCGGGAGGCUCUGCUGGAGAUUACGGAGAAUCGAGAGGUUCGGCUGGUCGCGAAGACGGGACAGUUGCAACGGCAACCCGAGGGAUGCCCGCGAUCCGACUGGCAGGACGCGAUUCUUGCUCCGCGGAGCGAGCUGGUUCGCGCGAAUCAGGCGAUCGUCGAAGCGGCGGAGAAAAGGCUGCUCGCCACGCGACGGCUCUCCGCGGAGGAAUGGCGUCACGCCCGGGCCAAAACGAUCGCGAAGGAGUCGCGGGAGCGCGCGAAGGACCUCGAUGCAGUCAAGGUGAGCAGAGCGAUGCUGGAGCCUCGAAACGAAACGACGAAGAAACCGGUCCGAAGUGUUCGGAAAAUAUCGCUCGUUCGAGAGACGAUCGAGAGACACUCGAAGAUAAAGAGACGAAGGAGAAAGAGCAAAGCGAGUCUGUCUUACGAGCAUCGUUUGGAUGCACUGAAGCUGUGCGCUUGCCCGACCCUCGCAAGAAAACUGUAAUGAGCGUCUGGUCGCGUCGCGCCGUCUGUCCUUGCAUCGUUUUCGUAUCAUUUGUCACUGCGUUUCGCAACGGGAUUUCCCGCUCAUCGUUGCCAAUCUGCUCGCGAUCCGGGGCUUUCCCGAUUCCCGCCUUAAGUUUUCCUCCUGCGAUCGAACGAACGCGUACGAUAACCGAGUGCAGAGGUUACGCGGCGUUAUCGGUCGUACGCGGCGAUUACCGCGCGGAUGCACCUCUCUUUUGUCCUCUCCGUGUCUCGGCGAGUCUCAACCUUGGAGAGGUGAAUCACGCGUUAACACGCAGUUUACGCUGUCCGCUCGACCAAUCGGCGAGUGCUACGGACCUCUGGUCCCGGCGGAUUAGCUCGUA
Megachile rotundata (alfalfa leafcutting bee) is the source of this 4570-nucleotide messenger RNA. RefSeq lists its product as uncharacterized. Gene Ontology annotation, molecular function: protein binding. Gene Ontology annotation, biological process: cilium assembly. Lineage: Eukaryota; Metazoa; Arthropoda; Insecta; Hymenoptera; Megachilidae. The record is from RefSeq and is a predicted model, not a curated record. Gene Ontology annotation, cellular component: axoneme.